CCAGAGCUUCCCGUCGGACGAAGGCUGGCCGUUCGCCAAGUACCUGGGAGCGUGCGGGCGCAUGGUGGCGGUGAACUACGUGGGGGAGGAGCUAUGGAGCUACUACCACGCCCCCUGGGACAAGAGGGUGGACCUAGCGAGGCAGCUGAUGGACAUCGCCGAGCAGCUGACCAACAACGACUUUGACUUCGCUCUCUACCUGCUGGACGUCAGCUUCGACAACUUUGCGGUGGGCCCGCGUGACGGCAAGGUCAUCGUGGUGGACGCCGAGAACGUCCUGGUGGCGGACAAGCGGCUCAUCAAGCAGAACAAACCGGAGAACUACGACGUGUGGUACGAGAGCCGCUUCGAGGAGUGCGACCGCGAGGCCUGCCUGUCCUUCUCCAAGGACUCCCUGUGCACCCGGGUCACCGUGGACCACAACUACUACGCUGUGUGCCAGAACCUGCUGUCUCGCUACGCCACCUGGCGGGGCACCACGGGGGGCCUCCUCCACGACCCCCCCGCCCACGUAGCCAAAGACGGCCAGCUGGAGGCGCUGCUGGACGAGUGCACCCGGCCCAAGAGGCGCUACGGCCGCUUCCAGGCCGCCAAGGAGCUGCGCGAGUUCCUCACCAGGCUGUCGGCCGACUCCUCCCCCGCCAGGUAAUCCACGGCCUCGGCGACGGACUGGAUCCCGGAAGCGCGCACGAUGUCUUUACCGCUCCUUUGAGCGGGACGCAUCCUCUCGGCGAAGACUUCCUUUCUUUCAUAAAAACUCGCCACAUUUGCCGCGUUUACGUUCGGAUCGGUUUAUUUCCCCCCCCCCAAGUAGCACGGCUGCGGAGGUAGCACGAGUGCGCCCGAGGAGCCGCUCGGAUGCCGUCAAUCACGUUGUUGUCGUCGUGGCGAUCGUCUUGUCCCCCCUUUGUCGAGUCUGUGGCUGGAGCAUUCUGUUACGGCGGAGACCAAAGAGGCUGAAGCUAACGUUUACGUGUCCUGACGACACGGCGGUCGCAGCCUCCGUCUGGAAAAAAAGCAAUAGUUGGAAAAAGAAAACCCAAGUUCUGCUCUCGGGAACAUGUUUGUGUUCCUCGGACUCUCGGACGUUUGUACGUGCGUCUUUUGUACCGUCCUUUGCUUUCAGUCUCCUAUCAGCCUGGUCUGGUUGUUCCUGUGCCUUUCAUUCAAAAGUUGUAUUGGCAACUUUUAGUGGUUUCAUGAUUGGAAUAAAAGAAGAUCUAUAUCUCGAUACAGAAACGUACUCUUGUGUCCCGGACUCUUCUUGCUUGGCAAACAAACUGCUGCUAAACGUGACUCGACUCGGGGUGGAACAAAAUGUGUUCACAUUCAAGUCGCCAUUCCUAUUCCUUCUGAU
Molecule: messenger RNA, 1357 nt
Organism: Entelurus aequoreus (snake pipefish)
Lineage: Eukaryota; Metazoa; Chordata; Actinopteri; Syngnathiformes; Syngnathidae
Product: divergent protein kinase domain 2A-like
Exons: 2
Coding region: 62-649 (195 amino acids)
Source: RefSeq, a predicted model, not a curated record